Labeo rohita (rohu) is the source of this 3954-nucleotide messenger RNA. RefSeq names its product SPT7 like, STAGA complex subunit gamma (gene supt7l). The transcript is spliced from 5 exons. The coding region runs from base 171 to 1427 and encodes 418 amino acids. Gene Ontology annotation, molecular function: transcription coactivator activity; protein heterodimerization activity. The record is from RefSeq and is a predicted model, not a curated record. Lineage: Eukaryota; Metazoa; Chordata; Actinopteri; Cypriniformes; Cyprinidae. Gene Ontology annotation, cellular component: SAGA complex.
ACGGCUCGUCGUUUAUACGUCGUUGUCGAAGUGAUACAUAUUGCUUUAAUUUGCUAUUAUUUGCUUUUAUGAUCAUCUGCUCAAGAAAGGUAAAAUAAGCGAUUGGUUAUAAUAAUUAUGAUGAUUGUACCACUGUCAAAAGAAGCACUGACUGACAGCACUGUGUAAAGAUGAUGCGUUAUUGGGGCGAGCUUCCAGUGGCUUCGGCUCCCUCGGGCCGCAGUUCUUUUGACCUGCUGCAGCGUGAGUUCCGCCAGGUGGAGAUGCAGGACCCUCCCCUGCACCAACCUUCUGCACAGCGUCCACGUCCUACUACCAUGCUGGAUAUCCCCUCUGAGCCUUGCAGCCUCACAAUCCAUACUGUGCAGCUGAGUCAGCAUGCUCGUCGUCUCCGGGGCCUUAUUGCUGCCGCCCAGCAAGGCCAGCAACCCCUGUCCACAUUAUUAGAUGCCCAGGGUGCUUUCAAACCUGAGGAUGGGGAAGCUCUACCUCCGCGGCCUGCCACACCAACGGUACCUGAUGAUCUGCUUCCAAUGGAUAGUAAAGCUCCUCGACAGCCAUUUCAACUACGCCAUAGUGACCCAGAGAGCGACUUCUACAAAGGUAAAGGUGAGCCAGUCACUGAGUUGAGUUGGCCAUCCUGCCGUCAGCUUCUUUACCAGUCAGUCGCCACGGUGCUCGCUCAUGUUGGAUUUGAGUCUGCAAAUGAGAGUGUUCUGGAGACUUUGACCGACCUGGUCCACGAACAUUACUUGCGGAUCACCAAAUUGCUGCGAGUAGCUGUUGACAGGGAGGCCUGCCAGGGCUCUACACCCUUCCCUGAUGUGGUGGAACAGGUAUUCCACGAGGUGGGCAUUGGCAGUGUCCUAGCUCUGCAGCGCUUCUGGCAGGUCCGCAUUAAAGAUUACCACAGCUACAUGCUGCAGGUCAGUAAGGAGCUCUCUGAAGAGUAUGAGAGACUUGUGAAUCCAGAAAAGGCUUUGGAGGAUUCCAAACCCUUGAAGGUUAAAGAGGAACCGGGGAGUGGCAUUCCGUUCCCUUUGAGCGAGGAGCCAGAAGCGGCUCUGGCAUCAGGUGACCAGGCCCUUCCCAUUGAUGUGCUGGGCUCAUCCAAUGAAAGACUGGCUGGAGGAUUGGAGGAAGGACAUUCCCCUCACACAUCAGGAGCAGCAGGGAAUGGCUCCCCCUUGUGGCAUUUAGCCCAGGUAAAGAUGGAACCUCAGGACAGUGAGGAGGGCCAGGUUUCAGGUCAUGGAGUUCUGGGCAGCGACGUCUUUGAAGAAGGCCCCAUGUCCACCAUGAGUGAGGCUGGCAUUCCUACAUCUCCUGGUGGUUCAGAAGGAAGUUACAUGUCCCAUUCACCAGAUUCUCUCAUGGGCACCUCGCCUUUCACUCAGCGGCCAAAGAAACGGAUGAGAAAAGUAUAGUGGUUUUGUCUUCUAAAGAAAGAGACUGAAAGCACUUCCACACUCAUUGUGAUGCAUAGUAUUACCUUCUGUUGAGACUAGAUGUCUUACCUUUGAAUGGAAGUUUUUAGUGAAGUUAAAUGAAACCGACAAAUAAAGUGCGAGUUUGAAUGCUCUCCGAGCAAAUGGCAGACGGUCACUGUUUUACUCAAUUAUUGAGCAGGACAAUUACUUGUUUGCUGUGGUAAAAUUAGCAUCUGUUUAUUGUAACGAAACAAUGGAGGGAGCACAACAUGCGGAGUAAUUACAGCCUGAUGUCUGCUUCAAAACACACAGGGACAUCAAUCAAGGAGUAAUGGCAAAUUAAUUACAGCAUGCAUAAAUCUGCAUGUUAAAUAAGCAGGCCAUUUCAUUACCUGUACACUCCCAAGCGUCACAGUGCGGAGGUAUUGUCUCGUAGCCACCUGUGCCAAAACUGUUUUCCUAAACACACUGGUUGAGUGUAAAUUUAGCUUCUCACCCUCACCAGGUUGCAAUGCAUUUCUGAGACUUGAUCAUAAGGAACCGAGACUAGAUAUUUAUCAUGCAGCAUUCUUAAAUGAUUUGGUAUGGCCUUCCAGUGGCCGCUUCAAAAACUAUAUAUAUCAGUUAGAUAAAAAAAAGGCCUUCUGUAAACCUUGACUUCACACCACAAGCUAAAACAUUAAUAAAAUACAUUUUAAUUUGCAAAUUAAUAUUUAAAUUAGUUCUAUUUGUAGCUGCACUGUGACAUUGUUGUUCCUGUAAAAUGCCUGGGUAUUCACUUUUAAGUUUACUUGUAAUUCUCAUUGUUUUUGAUAUUUCUCAUUAGAUUUUCAUUAUUGUAAUACUGCGUUUUAGCAAAAAACAUUUAUUCAAAGUACUUGGGAAAAAAAAAAAAAAUAUAUAUAUAUAUAUAUAUAUAUAUAUUUAUGAGUUCUUAAGUGAUGUUUUUAGAACGAGUUAACUACAACAUACUAUAAGCAUGUACAAUAUGGUAGUUAUGAUAUUGGAAAAUUUUUCAUUUUAAAUCUUAAUAGGCAUUGUUUUACUUUAUUUUAUUCUAGUUGUGUGUUUGUGUGUUUGUAUGUGUGUGUGAAGUGAAAUGAUUGGGCUUGUUUUUGACAGGUUUUGUAAGAAUUGUCCUGAAAUUUGUGGGAGUGUGCAGCCUUCUAAACUAACAAAAAAUAAGAAGAUAUCUUAAGCUUUGAAAUCGAUUCUUUCCACAGCUAUGGUUUUGUAAUGACUAAAAUGCCAUUUAUGAAUCUGUUUGUGUGAGAAAUUUAUACAUUUUGUAUUGAUUCUUUAUGUUUUUUUUUUCCUGCUGAGUUUCGUGGUAAAUUCCAGACAAACAAACAAACAAAAAAAAAAAAAAAAUUAUAUUUCCCAUCCUUGUGCUCAUUACAUUCCUCUCCAAAGACCUUUCUUUAUUCCAACCUCAUCUUCAAUUUAAUUGAAUGUUGUUGCCGGGUUCUGUUGUGAUGACAGAAACAGUAGGGGGCAGUACUGCUUCACACGGUCACAUUUUCAUCCACAUCCACACUGUUCCAAUCUCAUUCCAGGUGUUCGAUAUUCCACUGGGCUGUGUCUGCUUUUAUUGAGCAUCCUGCUUUGUGAACAAGCUCUAUUUGAGCAGAGAGACUAAUCCAUUUUACCCAUCUCCAGUGGCAGUUGUGAUUUACUUUUAAGUCCUUUCACUAAAUGGAAACAUGUUCAGAACUACAGCAGAUAAUUAUACCUACGAGGCUUGAGGAUGCGUACAAAUAUAUAUAUAUAUGUAAUAUAUGCUUGUGAGUGAAGUGUCAGUCUGGCUUUUACUGUCUUGAAGUGUAAUUUCAAUGUUGUGGGAAAUGUUACCUGUCCUGCAGCCAGAAAAUUUAAACACCGGUCAAAAAUAAUCUUCAUAGUUAAGAUGUGUUUACACUGUUCAUGUUAAUGUUCAGAUUUGCAAAUGAGUCAGGGUUUCAAAUGUUUCAACGUCCCUUACUUUUUUUUCACAACCAGUUACUUUGUAUUUGUAUAUGUAGUUAGUUUGCUUGUUUUACUUUUAGUUGAGAAAGGUUAAUCAGAACUGAGCUGAAUGAAAGACUUUAGAUGCACCAAGAUGGUACAUUCAAAUUACCAUGAUAUUUUUAUAAUUAAAAUAGCUGUGUUUAAAAGCUGAAUUUAUGGUGAAAAACUAUAUCACACAUGAAAAUGUACAUAAAAUUCCACCAAUCAGAGAGUACUGGUGAGUAAAUUGAGCCAAAAGAGCUUGCAGGGAACAACCAGCAACCAGUGAUUUACCACAUAUGACAUAAUCAAGUCAGUGUUGUUGCGCUGUUGUUGUUUUUUUUUUUUUUUAUUCAACAGCUUUAAAUUUAUGAUUUUGUGUUUAUCCAUUUUGUUAUUUGCAAAGAUUUAGUUGCACAGUGUGUGUGGUUGCAGUUUUUUUUCUCUUUAUAAAGCUGUUAAGUAAACAGUCUUUUACUUGUGUCUUUUUGUCUGGUUUUCAAAAAUGUUUUUGCUUCAAAUAAAAGUUUGUAAUGUA